Molecule: messenger RNA, 2491 nt
Organism: Quercus robur (English oak)
Lineage: Eukaryota; Viridiplantae; Streptophyta; Magnoliopsida; Fagales; Fagaceae
Exons: 8
Coding region: 183-1634 (483 amino acids)
Source: RefSeq, a predicted model, not a curated record
CCCAACGACAACAUGUUUCUUCCAAUUCAAUGCCACUUCUAACUUUCCCACAAGUCUAACACACACACACACCAAAAUCUCCCUCUUUCUCUCUCACAGGCCUUUCUGGUUUGUGUGUUUAUGUAUAUUUGUAUUUUUGGUUUCUCUGUUAAUCACACUCUUCUCUCUCUCUCUAAAUCUAAAUGGUAGUUGUUCAAGCUUCGAAGCUCAACCUUCCCAACCCAUCUCUCUCUUCUCCACACAUAACCUCUCUUCUCUUCGACCCUCACUCUCUCUCUCUAGCUCUCAUGCACUCCGACUCUUCUUUCUCUCUCUACCCUUCUAUUUCCCUUCUCUCUCUAACCUCUCUCCCUACCCCUCAAACCCUAAUCCCUCCUCCUUCUUCUUCCUCCACUUUCCUCCGCCUCCUCCAAAACCCUAACCCUAAUUCUCGCUCCCUUUUCAUUGUCUCCGGACCCUACAGAGGUGGCUCCCAGGUUCUCCUCCGCUUCUAUAUUCUGCGCAACAAGACCAACUCAUUUGUUAGAGCUCGGGUCCUUUGUAAUCAGAGAGGUCUCCGAUUUGACGAAGAGAAAUUGGGGGUUUUGGUCGAUGUCAAGCAUGGGGUUUCGGUUCGUGUUUCUGGCUCGGUUAAUUUCUUCGCUAUGUACUCUGUUUCGAGCUCCAAGAUUUGGGUUUUCGGUGUGAAAACCUUGGGUGAUGAGGAUGAGGAUGGGGUGAUUGUGAAAUUGAUGAGGUGUGCUGUGAUUGAGUGCUCAAGGCCGGUCUCCGCAAUCAGCGUGUCGUUUGGGGUCUUGAUUUUGGGGGAGGAAAAUGGGGUUAGGGUUUUUGAUUUGAGGCGGCUUGUGAAAGGGGGCCGUGUUAGGAAAGGAGACAGUUCGGGUUCGAAUUCGAGUUUGAGUUUGGAAAAUGGGAAAUUGUUGAAUGAGAAAUCGUUUGAGGAAGGCCGGGGAGGAUUGAAUAAUUUGCGUUUGCCAAAUGGUGUGAUUGGUGGGCAUUAUGCAAAGUUUGUUGCUGGAAAAAGUGGUGGUGAAGGAGCUCAGGAGUUCACUUGCAAUGGUUACUUGGAUGGGGGGAUGGAUAAGCAUUGCGUUUCUGUGAAGCAGAAUUCAGUUACAUUGAGACAAGACUCCAGCAAAGGAGGUACAUGUUUUGUGGCAUUCAGAAGUUAUGAGGUUACAUCCUUGACAUCUACAGCAACACCACUGAUGUCAAUAAAGGCAAUUUCCAUUCAGGCAUUGUCUCCGAAAAAGUUUCUAAUCUUGGACUCAGCUGGGGAUUUACACCACUUGCACCUAUCCAAUUCUGUCAUUGGAUCAGAUGCAACUUAUCACAUGAAGCAGUUGCCCCACAUUAUUAAAGUGCAAAAACUGGCUAUUUUUCCUGAUGUUUCUAUAAGAACCCAAACUGUUUGGAUAUCAGAUGGAUGUUAUUCUGUGCACAUGAUGGCAGCAUCUGACAUGGACACCGCUGUUAAUGAGAAUGACAGGAAUGAGAGUGAUGAAAUGCAAAUGCAAAUCUCAGUUAGUCAGGCAAUUUUCGCUAGUGAAAAGAUUGAAGAUGUUAUUCCUUUGGCUCCAAAUGCUAUUUUGAUUCUUGGACAAGGAAGCUUAUACGCGUAUGCAAUUUCCUGAAGUUGCUGAGGUCCUCAGUGAUUGUCAUUUUCAGUGGACAUCUAUGUUCCGGGAGAUACUAAAUAAUGUCUUGCCAGUUUGAGUGGGUUCCCUGGAUCAGUUGUUCUGUUUACUCAUUGGUUGUCAUAGGUCCUCUGAUUACCAUGGUUCCAUUUGUCAUUAUGAUAUUAAGUCAUGAGCUGCAAUUGCCUCAUUCAUAUUGCGGUGCAUGACACCCAAGAACACUGAGCUCUUGAAGGAAACAUAGAAUCGUGGAAACCAGUUGGAUACCUGUCAAGGAGUUCCAAAUCUGAAGAUUGAUCCUUUUAACAACUCAAAGCCACCUCUGCUGUGCGGUCUGCUUCCAUGUGCUGCAAGACAACUCUGCCCUAGACGUUGAACUUGUUGCUGUCGCAUUAUCUGUUUCCCCUAUUUCUGGAGCAUGCAUCAAGUCUAGGUUUGUAUAUUGGAGGACUAAACUGUCAUUCAACAUGGACAGUGAUAUGAGACAGCAUAAGUUGCUUUAUCUGUUGCAAAAUUGUGUCCGAUUUGGAUGAAACUCCAUAAUAAUUCUUCACUAUCAGGUUCAAAACUCUUGAUAUUUGUAAAUUGUUCCCACUUUGACCCAAUACGCAUAAACGGGGGUGGUUACCCAUAGAAACGUUUGAUGCUUCUGCUUAAAAUGUUGAAUGUUAUAUUUAGUUUUCAUGGAAAACAUGAAACUCUAGUUGUCAAUUGUCUAAACACUAUGGCCUCUAUUCUUUGCUAUUAAGAUGACUAGCAUGUUUUUUAUAUGGCAAGCUGGUGAGACAUCAAGAUGCACUAAGAUCAGUGUUAAAUUUGAAUUUCAAAUGUUAUUGUUGUAAUUUUAUUUUGAU